Molecule: messenger RNA, 1543 nt
Organism: Paramacrobiotus metropolitanus
Lineage: Eukaryota; Metazoa; Tardigrada; Eutardigrada; Parachela; Macrobiotidae
Product: BTB/POZ domain-containing protein 3-like
Exons: 6
Coding region: 112-1347 (411 amino acids)
Biological process (GO): neurogenesis
Cellular component (GO): cytosol
Molecular function (GO): protein binding
Source: RefSeq, a predicted model, not a curated record
UCAGUUUUCUGUCGAUAUGUUGUAACUUGCAAAUCGUUAGUGAUAUCGACUUGCACUGGUAUUUUCAGUUUUGUAUUUUGCGUUUUUCCCUACUUUCGGGUGUAGUGAGCCAUGUGCGACUCCGCGAUGCCCCGCGAUCGCGGCGCGGUGGAUCCAGUUCUGCACAAAGAGGAACUAGCAAUCCGCGAUGUGGACUUCGUUGUUGGACGGGAUCAUGGCCAAGAGAAAAUCUUCUCUGCUUCCAAGGCUGCGUUGGCCAGUGUUAGUCCCGUGUUUCAUGCCAUCUUCUACGGAGGUUCCAGCGAACCUGCUGUCAACAUGGUCCAGGUUCCUGAUGCUCUACCGGAUGCCUUUUCCCAUAUGCUCAGCCAUGUACAGUGUCGUGAGGAUCCACUGCCCAAUCUCAGCGCGCACAACGUCUUCGCCACGAUGAACGUGGCUAUGAAAUACCAGCUGCCAGCACUGCUACAGCACUGCAGCGAGUUCGUCAGUCACAGUCUGCGCGCCAGCAACUGUCUGCUCUUCCUUGAUAACGCCGUUCGAUGGGACGCCAAAGAUUGCCUCCCGCUGUGCUUGGAGAUGGUGGACGCCUACAGCGAAGUGCUGUUCCUGGAUGACUUUGCGGCGUUGGAACUGAAGACGCUGGUGUUGGUGCUCCGACGCAAUACACUUACCGCCGAUGAAGACAGCGUUUACAAGGCCGCCGAGAGUUGGGCGUUUGCGGCCUGCUCUCGCAACAACCUGGAUCCAUCUCCCGCUAACCGGCGCCAGGUGCUGGGCGAUGCCUUCCGCCUCAUACGUUUCCCGCUCCUAACCGACGCUUUGCUGACUGACGCCUCGAUGGAGUUGGGCUUGCUAUCCCAAGACGAACUGGCGCAAAUUUACUGCUACAAGAACGCCACGACCAAACCGUCCCUCCCAUUCCCCACCGCACCGCGUCAGCCUCCCGUUAUUCGUGUCGCCGGCCUAGAGUUCAAGCACAAAGAACCGGUCUUCGUCGACCGAAACGCUGAAUACUGGCUGCCGGCGGAAGUCAUCGCGGCAAGCCCGCCGCACGUCGUCGUGUCGCUGUGCGAUGGAUGUCUGGGCGGUGAGAGGAUACUGGUUCACACGAAGAAGGUGAUUCGCGCCGCGGACUUUCUAGUCCGUGAACGAGCGGUGCUGGCGCAGAGGGAGGCGGCGGAGUAUGCCCGGUCGUGUUUUGGUCGCCACAUCGUUAAUUUCGCCGGACAAAAACCGCGAUCGGUGGAGUUCAUUGAUUUGCAAGUGCGGGAUGUGGAUGUGAAGGCGUGGAAGGCGCGUGGAAAGAAAGCGGGGACUGGGGUGCAGCCGGGGUGUGCCGGAUGAGAAAGAGCGCUGAUAUUUGAGUACAGUAUUUUUCUUCUAGUAUUCCCAUGUUCUUCGGUCUCUCUGGAGUUUUGUUUUGACAGUCGGUUGGCAACCAAAAUUGGGUUGAAUUAGUUCGGUAUUUCAGUUGCAGAGAAUGUUGACUGUCGUCGAGUAGCUAGAUCGGAAGGUGUCAAAGGUAAUGCACAUAAAAAGG